Molecule: messenger RNA, 1757 nt
Organism: Austrofundulus limnaeus
Lineage: Eukaryota; Metazoa; Chordata; Actinopteri; Cyprinodontiformes; Rivulidae
Gene: marcksl1b
Product: MARCKS-like 1b
Exons: 2
Coding region: 232-855 (207 amino acids)
Biological process (GO): actin filament organization; central nervous system development
Cellular component (GO): cytoplasm; plasma membrane
Molecular function (GO): actin filament binding; calmodulin binding
Source: RefSeq, a predicted model, not a curated record
GUUCAACAUUGUGUUUAGAGGGUCCCUCUCUGCGGUGGUAGCAAGGUUCAUCACAGGAACGAACUAGGGGACGUAACCGCUGUUGGAGAAAAUAAAAUAUUUUUAAAAAGCCUUACUUUUGUCGAUUUACCGCUGGAUACCUAACUCGCUCUGGGGUUGGAUUAAUCUAAGACACACUUUUUUUAGUUUUUAUUUUUCAUUUGCUUUAGAAGCCACCGCCACUCGAAGACAAUGGGAUCCCAGUCAUCCAAGGGAGAGGUGGCCGCGGAGGCGAACGCUGCCUCCGCCGACGCUGCGGCUGUCAAAACCAACGGACAGGAGAAUGGACAUGUAAAAACCAACGGUGAUGUCGCCACAAAGCCUGACGGAGAUGCCGCCGCGACCAACGGCUCAGCCGAGGCAGCCAAGGAGCCCGAGGCCGGGGCGGGAGGCGACGCCAUCGAACCGGCGCCUGCCGCCGACGGGGAGGCUGCCAAGCCUCAAGGUGAGGCAGCGGCGAAGGAGACCCCCAAGAAGAAGAAGAAGAAGUUCUCCCUGAAGAAGACCUUCAACUUCAAGCUCAACCUGAAGAAGAGCAAGAAGAGCGAGGCCGUAAAGGAGGAGGAGGUCGCUGCCCCCUCUGAGGAGAAGCCGGCCGAGAACGGUGCCGCCACUCCCGCGGAGGAGAAGAAGGAGGAGGUGAAGGAGGAGGCUGCCGCUGUGGCUGCAGCCGAGGCUCCCAAGGCGGAGGAGGGGGCCGCUAAGGAGGAGGCACCCAAGGAGGAGGCCAAGGAGGCAGCUGCUCCAGCCCCUGAGGCCACCAAACCGACAGAGGAGAGCAAUGCAACCUCCGCUCCCUCUGAAAAGAAAGAGUGAUUGUACGGUCAGCUCACAAGGAACUGUGGUGAACUGUUUUUUCAAGAGAGAAAGAGAAAAUUAAAGAGUAUAUAUAUAUAUUUAUAUAUAUGUGUAUAUGUAUACAUAUGUAUAUGGAUAUAUGUAUAUGUAAAUAUAUACACAUGUAUGUGAAAGACUCCUUUGACGUGCCACUUUUCGUCAUGAUAACAAGACGACAGACUAGAUUCACUAGAUCACUUCCCUGGUUACUGCUCAACAUCUGGACUGAGGUUUAAGGCAGCGGGUUGGUCGCUGAGUGGAAAUUGGAUUUGACCAGCUAGAUCGCCAACGACUGACACCAUGAAGUGGAGCGGAGUGAAGGACGUGAAGAGGGGGAGGGAGGACGGAGCUAAAGGCAUCUUUUCCCAAACAAUUCUGCAGCAGAAGAUGCCUCCUUGCUGAAGGACUGAUGCUAGAUGAGAUACUGGGACACCACCACCACUUGAAAUGACUGUUAAUAGAAAACAAAAAACAAACAAACAAAAAACAACAAACAUAAAAUCAAAAUUAAGAGACUUGUCAACUUUUUACAUUCCUAUAUUUUAACCCAAAUUUGAAGUAUUUUGUGGUGUAUUAUAGAGAACCAUCUUAAAGAUUCAGAGAAGCUAUGUCUCGUUUGUUAAAAGAAAAGAAAAAAAUAGACAAUUUUGAUUUUUACCUUACUAUGAAAAGAAUAAAAAGAACACUUAAGCUUGCUAUGUUCACUGUCGCGGUUUGAUAUGAAGCAGAGUUGUUUAUCUGUCGUGUGUGAGCCUGAAUCUGCUUUGUCUCUGUAAAUACACUGAAUUGAUUUCUGUUCAUUAUUUUGCUAAUGUUGACAGAUGUUACUGGUUUUAUUGUAAAGUUGAUAAUAGUAAAUAAAUGUUGGUUACCUGCCUGUU